Molecule: messenger RNA, 3630 nt
Organism: Equus caballus (horse)
Lineage: Eukaryota; Metazoa; Chordata; Mammalia; Perissodactyla; Equidae
Source: RefSeq, a predicted model, not a curated record
UCUGUCUCAACCCUGGCACUUCCCAAGUCUGUGUUCAGUGAAAUCCCAUUCUUUUUUGUGGCUCAUUUCUGGCUGUUUUAAGAAGUCAUUUUAGGGAAAAACGUAAGCAAGGGAAGGUAAAAGGUCUCUCCUUCUGCAUUGGCCGGGAAUCGAACCCGGGCCUCCCGCGUGGCAGGCGAGAAUUCUACCACUGAACCACCAAUGCUCUGGUAGUCUGGGUUCUUCCACGGCAGCUCAGGUGGUCUGCCACAGAUCCCUGCGCUUUGUCUGGAUUCUGCCAAGUUCUUGGAGCAGUCGCGGGAGCGAGGAUGGAGAUCCAGACGAGCAAGGCUUUUCCCCCGAGUGGUCGUGCUCAGCUGAGGCUCGUCACCUUGAGUCUGUCCUAGUCCCCAGCCCUCCCGGCUCGGUCUUUCCUGGCCUUCAGGGGUCUGCCUGUUUCCGGCAGCGCGCCGGGGACCCCGACCCUGCAAGGCCGCGGGGUGGGGACAAGCCAUCCCCGCGCUCCGCUGGCUCGCUUUCCUUUCUCCAAGGUUGCGCCUCCCACCACCGGAAUCAGCAUCCCUGCGGUUCCCGGGCCGCCUACCCAGACCUCCUGAAGCCAGAAAGCCGAGGCGGGGGUGGCCGGAAAUCUCACUCCCAGACCUGGGGACCUCGGGGGAUGAAGACGAAAGGGGGUCCGAAUGCCCUCUAUUCCGCCCCAGUGGCCCUCAAAGGCCUCCCUCGCCUGGGCUGGGCCUGAGCCAGGGGUGUAGGCGCUGGGUACCAGAAAGUUGUUUUAGAAACUUCACUGCCCACAUGCAUUCCCCUCCCAGACAACGCAUCACUUGCCCUAGGCGGAACCUGAAGCUCCUGCAGCUGUGUCCCCACAGGGCCUUCCUGCCCAGGCCAGGACCUAAUUGUCUCUCUGCACGGAUCCCCCAACCCUUCUUGGGCACCAGUUCCCCGGAGUGCGUGGUGGAUGAGACAAUGGGGUGAGGUCGGGCUGUGAGAACCCGGGACUUUCCAGGCUGGUCCUCUCCCAGGGCCUGGAGCAAAGGAAGGUGGCCUGGCCACGGCUUUAACCCUGCCUGGCUGGCUCUGCCAGUGCUGGGCCCUGCAUCCUGGCAUUCCCAUGCAAGGAUUAAAGGCUCGCACACCCACACUGUGGCUUGGGGCCCUGACAACUCUCCCUUUCAUCCUUUGCCAGACUAAGAUCCAGAACAUCAGUAGUGCCUGGGUCAGGCAGAGGAGACUUUGGAGGGUCCCCCUCUGGCUAGCCAGAAGCCACCAGGCAAUUGUCCCCCUCCUGCCACCUGGAGCCACUGGAAGGUGCUCCUUAUCAGAGGCCAGCCAGGGGAAGCUGGUUUGCUGUGGUCUCCCAAAGAGACCUUGGGCAAGUGCCUAGUGGCCCUUUGGGUAGAGAAUCCUGGGAUUCUAAGGAAAAGCUGCAUACCUCCAUUUCCCCAAGUUAAACUGGGGUCUGGGCAGGGACUCUGGCCCUGGACACUGACCUCUUCCGCAUUUGUCUCUUCCGCAGGUGCGGUAACUAUGACCUGGACUACGAGGGGUACAGGGAAGAUGUCCCCUACAGGUGGGUGGGUCCUGCCCACUUGGUCCUCUGGGCAAACGGAUGGGGCUGGUUGGCCUGACUCCCUCUUCGUCCUGUCCCAUAGGGUGUAUGAAUACCGCAGGAUCCCUCCACUCCUCAACCGUGUGCCUGUCAAGAUCCGGAGGACCCAUGUGGGCGUCGGAGUGAAGAGCAGCUUCAGUCCUCACAAGGUCCCCAGGAAUAGCCAACUGCCCCCAGGGCAGAUAAAACUGCGGACUAAGGAGCUGUACUCCAUCAGAGGGGAGCUGAGCCAGAUCAAAGCCCAGGUGGACUGCCUAUUGGAGAGUCUGGAGCGCAUGCACCAGCAGAGGGAGCAGCAUCCAGGGACAGAGGACAGUGAAGACAACAGGAGCCCUGAUAGUAAGGGUUCCUCAUGCAGACCUACUGAGCCCCAGCAGGAGCCCAGGGGCCAGAGCGCCCAUCCAGAGGCAGACAGCCCCAAGGAGAGCACAGACCCGGAGGAGGCAGUGAGUGGCCUGACACCUCCCCCUAUCCUCACCCUCCUUGUGUUUGGGUCCUUGUGGCCUCCCUAUGAGCAAGGGAGGGACUCGGGCUUCUGUGGGAGCCCACAGUGGGUUGGGGGAGACAUAUGACUUCAACCACAGGCAAUGCCCAGGAGAAGAUGGGUCCUGCCCUGGUUUUUAUUCCAACUAGGGAUUGGUUGGCUCAGCUGGACCAGUUCUGGGCUGAAAUACCAUCUCAUCCUGGAAGAUGCAGGGAGGGGGGUAGAGCUUUGAGCAUUGUAGAGGGAAUGUCACAGCUGUGCCCUCGGCCCCAGAUCCCUUGCCUGAGAACCACCUGGUAAGCUUGUUAAGACUCAGAUUUCUGCCCUUUUCCUGUCCGGUGCACUCACCUGCUGCCCCAGGGUCUUUGGACUGUCUGCAUUGUACUAUGCUCCCCAGGGAAGCUGUGGCACAGACCUUUCUGGAUGGAGAAUAUCCACACCUGAUCUGAUAAUGACCCUUUGUGCAGCACUAAAGGGCUGGAAUGUUCCCUGCCCUACCAUAUCCUCCUUCCCUAUGGGUGGUCCCUGAGGCAGGCCAAGCCCCCACUGCUAUUUGGGCCAUCUCAGCAAGGCUGGGGCUGCUGGGGAGUCGGCAGUGAUGAGCUCCCCUUCCUCCACCUACCAGCUCUGCCCCUGGGCCUGCUGGGUUCCAGAGGGCCCUCACUGAGACCAAGGCCUGAGUCACAUCUGGGAAAAGACUGGGCUAGAUGGAGAGAAUGCUUUCUUUUGUCUGGUGGUUCUGGGUUCAGGAAGAAUCUAGAAUAGCACUGAGCUGCCAGAGCUGCCAAGAAAGGGAGGUGGGGGUGGGGAAGACUGGGAGAUGUUAGCAGAUGGCCCUCCCUUUCCCAGCCAUACCGUGCAUCUUAGCCCUCCUGGCCAGAGUCCUGCUUCUGUUUUUCCUACAGGUGAAAAAUCACGCAUCUGACCAGGUCGGCCAGUAGAAGGUGGAACCCCUCCGGGCUCAUUAGCUCUAGGCACUUUCCCGGGUGGCUCCAUUCCUUCCCUCGUGUGGUUUUUCAAAGGCCUCCCGAUCGCACCCACGCAACCAGAGUCUGGAGUGAGGGCAACGGGAAGUGGAGGCACAGCUCAUCCAGACCAGCCAGGAAGCCUCCCUAAGGGUAGCUUUAGCUUUGCAGGUAGUUUCCAGAUGAUAGUCCAGGGACUGGCAGGGACUGGAGGGAGGAGGCACAGAACUGUCCUCAUGAAGGUGAGGCCCAGUCUUGCAAGGAGCAGCUGGACAGGGUCCCCCUGGGAGUGCCAUUAGCCCUGUCUGACUGCAGGUGCUGCUUUGGCUGCUCUUCUCCCCUCCCAAGGCCCCGCCAGUCCUGUCUGGCUGUGGAGCAUCCUAGAGCAGCUGGCCCAGACAGCUUUCUCCAGCCACAGUGGUGCAGAGGAAAUGUACUCCUGUUCCUAGUCGGUCUUCCAGUCUGAAACUGAGCUUUAAGGUCCUCAGCACGUGCCGCACAUAACCCCUUUUGGUUCCAGACUCCCCAUCUACCCUACAAAGCCAUCCUUCAGAAUAGGGGUAUCAUUUUUA